AUGAUAUACUCACGUAUUUGCCGUCGAGGCCUGUUGAAAUGGGUGAUUCGACCACUGCAUAUCCAAGUGUGUCGCUUGGCUACAGUUUCGUCGGCAAAGGCUGCCAAUUUGACCACAUUGAGGAAAGUUUUCGACGAUCAAACUUACUUUAAUGAAUUCAACGGCAGAGGCAGCAGCAGCAGCAGCAGCAGCAUGAUGGAGAAGAUGCUUCAGCCUGCUAGCCGAACGGGCUUAUUCAAAAAUGACUAUCUAAAGCAGCCGCAGGGCCUUGUUGAGUUUUCAAAGCAUUCCAAGCGAGAAGCGGAAAAGUUGGUCUCGGAGAUGACCAGUAACGUCCAUACGGAAGAUGGCAAAUUGGAGUACAUAAAGAAGUUGGACCAGUUGUCGGAUGUCUUGUGCCGAGCUAUAGACGUGGCAGAGUUUAUCCGAGUUGUCCAUGACGAUGAGAAAUGGGUUGAGGCGGCACAACAGACACACGAGUUGAUCUUUGAAUAUAUGAACCAGCUCAACACAAAUGUUGAAUUGUAUGCAAACUUGAUCAACGUCUUGGAGGACAAGGAGAUGAGCUCGCGAUUAAGUGAGGAAGAAGUGAAAGUGGGGCUUUGCUUAAAGCAAGAUUUCGAACGAUCGGGGAUCCACAUGGACCCCACGAUUCGAGAUAACUUUGUCGCUAUAACACAGGAGAUCUCGCUCAUGGGAUCGCAGUUUAACAACGAGGCAAGCAAUUUGGCGUCGUAUUAUGUCACAAUCACUCAAGAUGAAUACGACAGCAUUUCAAAUUACCGAAUACGACAGGAGAUAGCACGAUCGGAAAAGGCAUACACGGGAGAAAAAACACGUGGAAUAUACCACGUUCUUCUCACUUCCAGUGCCUCGUUUAUGAUUAUGACAAAUUGCGAGUCGAGCGAGUUGCGCAAGAAGAUAUGGAUAGCAAUGCAUAACGCCAGCGAGCAACAGAUUGGCAUUUUGAACCAGUUUGUGGCGUUUAGAGCAUUGUUGGCGCGGAUGUUGGGGUACCAGUCGUUUGCCCACUACCAGUUGGAGCACAAGAUGGCCAAGAGCCCCAAAAAUGUCGUUUCGUUUCUUGCCAACUUGCAGCAGUCGUUGAAGCGGAAGCGGGUCAUUGACGAACUUCGCGUCUUGACGCGACUGGAUGUUAGAUACCUAGAGAUGAGCGACGAUGAAUUAAUCGACAGUUUGAAGCCUUGGGAUCGUGAUUACUUGGCUCAAAAAGUUCAAGAAGCAAACGAGGGAAACGGCGCUAAUGGCGGGGGUGGGGUAUCUUCUACGUUUGCAGAAUAUUUCUCAGUGGGCACGGUCAUUGCCGGCCUCAGCAAGCUUUUCACCAGCUUGUACGGCGUUUCAUUUGUGCCUCAACCCACCCAGGACGGAGAAGUGUGGAAUGCCACGAAUGUGCGCAAACUAAGAGUGGUUGAUAACCGCGACGAUGCCACUUUGGGCUUCUUGUACCUUGAUUUUUGGUCAUCCAAAGUGCUCCCUUCGCAUUUCACUAUUGUAUGUUCGCGGAAAUUGAACGCUUCCGAGUCCGUACAAGACCAAGGCAAACUAGUUCAGUUGAGCAACGAUUACCAACUACCGGUGAUUUCACUCGUGUGCAACUUUAGCAACUACCACCCCAAAAGCAAAAGCAAAAGCAACAGCAAAAAUGGUCUCCCGACACUAUUAACAUUCGACCAAGUCGACACUAUCUUCCAUGAGAUGGGACAUGCAAUGCACUCGAUGAUUGGCCGCACCCAGUUGCAUAAUUUGUCCGGUACAAGGUGUGCCACUGACUUUGUUGAGAUCCCAUCGGUGUUGAUGGAGUCCUUUUGCAAAGACUCGCGCGUCUUGUCUCGCAUCGGGAGCCACUACCUCACCGGCGAGCCCGUGCCCACACCUUUACUCGAACAAGUGCAAGCGCACAGCAAAUCGCUUCAAGCAUGCGAAACGUUUAUGCAGAGCAAAAUGGCGAUGCUCGACCAAAAACUCCACGAUGAAAACGUGGUUGAGCUGUUGAAAAAUGGAUUGCACGCGGUCAACUCGACCGAGAUCUACCACGCCGUCGAGCUGCAGUUGCGGGUGUUUGCAGAUAAAUGGUCGACAUGGCACGGCAAGUUCCCGCACUUGUUCUCCUACGGCGCUGUCUACUACUCCUACUUGCUAGAUCGCGCGAUCGCCGACGUGCUCUGGCAAACGCUAUUUGAGAAAGAUCCCUGGAGUCCCGAAGCGGGCAACAUUUACAGGGAGAGCGUGUUGAAGUGGGGUGGUACUAGAGACCCCUGGCUUUGUUUAGCUGAUGCUUUGGAUAAUCCGGAGUUGAGCAGAGGUGAUUCGCACGCCAUGCAAUUGAUUGCUGAAAAGUCAAACUUAUAG
This is a messenger RNA of Lodderomyces beijingensis, 2373 nucleotides long. The record is from the annotation of a GenBank genome assembly. Lineage: Eukaryota; Fungi; Ascomycota; Pichiomycetes; Serinales; Debaryomycetaceae.